CACAGCGCGCGACUCAUCAGUCUGAUCUUAAGAUCGACAAUAGGAGGGUUUAUUGUAAUCAGCCUUUCGGACUCCCCAAGACAACGAGAAAGUGACAGCGUCACGCGAGCGCUCGGGCAGACGCACAGAACCCUAUUGCACGACGCGCGAGAGAGGAGGGCAGGACAGCUGCGGGCUCAUGAUCAAUGCAUUUGUCAGAUAACCUCCGAGCCUCUGGAGAGUGACAACGACCAAAAACCCAAGGAAAAAUUUUCCACAUAUUCGCCAGAAGUUCGUGCAGUGUGCCGUAGACUCUCGCCUGCUCCGGAUGAACAACAAUGGGGGAAUGGACCAUACUAGAAAGGCUUCUGGAGGCUGCUGUCCAGCAGCACUCUACUAUGAUAGGAAGGAUCCUACUAACUGUGGUGGUGAUCUUCCGGAUUCUAAUCGUAGCAAUAGUUGGAGAGACGGUCUAUGAUGAUGAGCAAACCAUGUUUGUUUGUAAUACCUUACAACCUGGCUGCAACCAGGCUUGCUACGACAAGGCAUUCCCAAUUUCACACAUUCGAUUUUGGGUUUUCCAGAUCAUAAUGGUUUGCACCCCGAGUCUUUGUUUUAUCACAUACUCGGUGCAUCAGUCAGCGAAACAGAAGGAGCGACGGUACUCCACUGUCUUUCUGUCCCUGGAUAAGGAUCAAGAUUCAAUGAAACGAGAUGACAGCAAAAAGAUUAAAAACACCAUUGUGAAUGGAGUACUUCAGAACACAGAGAACUCCACCAAAGAAGCCGAACCCGACUGUUUGGAAGUCAAAGAGAUCCCAAAUUCAGCCAUGAGAACUACUGGGAAGUCUAAAAAGAGUCGGCAAGAGGGUAUCUCGAGAUUUUACAUAAUUCAAGUGGUUUUCAGAAACGCGCUGGAAAUAGGGUUUUUAGUGGGUCAAUAUUUCUUGUAUGGAUUCAACGUCCCGUCGGUGUACGAAUGUGAUCGAUAUCCAUGCAUAAAAGAUGUCGAGUGCUAUGUUUCCAGACCAACAGAGAAGACCGUGUUUCUAGUCUUCAUGUUCGCGGUCAGUGGCUUUUGUGUGUUGCUGAAUCUGGCAGAACUCAAUCAUUUGGGGUGGAAGAAAAUCAAAACGGCGGUGCGAGGAGUGCAGGCGAGGCGAAAGUCCAUUUAUGAAAUCAGAAAUAAGGACUUGCCCCGAAUGAGUGUGCCUAAUUUCGGCCGUACUCAAUCCAGUGACUCUGCUUAUGUGUAGCACAUGGAGAGAGUUACCGAAGGGACAAUGUGCGAUGUGUAAAGAUUAAACCAAGAUGAACCCGGGAUGUACAGCUCCUCACACCUCAUCCGUUUCUUGACUUAAACGAGUGGGCAGAUUUUUUUAUUUGUUUGUCUUUUAUGGACUCCAAUGGCAAGCCUGGAUUCCACGUUUGUUGACUUAUUACAUUGCACUGAUUCAACUUUGUAGUGACGUUUAUACUAUGUAAAGCGCUACAUUUAGAUCAUGUCGACGUGUUCACGCAUUUACUCUACUGUACUUGAAGAGUGUAAAUGCAAAUUGCACUAAGAGGUGAACACCGGGGAGCCAAACCUAACCCGAUACGUGCUAUUGACAGUGUUUCAAAAACAGUUUCAAACCGAUUUUUGACAACAACAUACACCGGUUGAUUAUGUGUUCGAAGGAAAAUCUAUUAUCCAUAUUUAUAUAGGCAUAUGCCUAUCUCCAGAUGUAUAUAGGCAUAUGGGAUAAAUAUAUAAAUCAAUUUUGGCUAGAUUGACCUAGUUGAAAUACAUUAGCUCCAUUCGUGUUUUUUGUUGCCUGUGUUCGCACCACUGACCUUAACGUAUGUAAUCAUUCCAUUGCUAUAUGGCUGACUUGCAAAACAGUAUCUGGUGGAUUUGCUGCAAACGCUAACGUCUGUGACUUCCUUCAUUUACAAUACACCAAAGCGCCCACUGCUUUUAUUUGUGAAAAGUGUUUUCUUGCUUUCGUGUAAUCAAGUGCCAUACUUGUACAUAAACAUAUAUAUAUAUAAAUAUAUAUAUAUAUAUAUAAAUAUAUAAUAUUAUUCAACAUGAAAGAUAAUUCCCUGCUUGAAUUAUGCUAAAUGCUGCCCAUUUUUUUUGCUUUAAGUGUAUUUGUUGUGAUUUAAAUGGAAAGGAUAUAUUACAUCUCUCUUUUUAUUUAGAAAAUGACUGGAAAAUAAAUAAUGUGCUAGUCUUUUUUUUAUAUACGGGAAGAAAACGUUUCUCCACAACACAAUUGAUCUCAACUCAAAAUAGCACAAAUUGACCUUUUUAACAAACUAAGGAUGGGCAAUAAGUAUCUGCUCUGGUGCUACAGUUUUUCACAGAAUGGUUUUCAAUGUAACCAAAAUAAACCAGAAGAAACAUCCCUUUCUGUCGAAAAUAAAAGUGGGAAUCAUGUACACCAGAAACGUGUGAGGUGCAGUACUUUUCUGUCUGAAAGCUGAACUGGAAUGUUAGAAUGUUAGAUCCUAUAGCUGCCUUGUCUAGACCAUGGCUUGGUUCAGUGAAAAUGACAAUGUUUGCCACACCCACGAGUCUAUAUUGUUCCAUCCAAUGAGAAAACCCAUAUGAGAGCUUCCUUUGAUGCUAUCAGUAUCUGUUACCAUGUGGGUGUGCUGUAAUUCAUUUAAAUGGGAAUGAUGCUUCCAUGACAAACAUGAAUACUGCAUGUCCCAUUACAGUGUGCCCUGGGAAGCCCUAAUGUGAAAUGCAUUCUAACAUGCAUGUACUGUUCCUUCCCAGUCUUAGCUGACCUGACCGUGACUGUUCACAUGGCUGCUAUACUGUUAAUGACCUUGUAACCUUGACCAGGAAGCUAUUAGACAGACACACUGCACAAAACAUAGGAUGAUUAAGACCUGAUCUUUAUUGAUAGAGGACUUGGCCUUUUUUGUCCUCCACACAUCCCUUCUUCAGUCAUUUAUAGGAAGAGAGCAAGGGAGCGGCUCCGGACAAAGGGAAGGUCGUGUGAGCCUCGUGAAGGUCACUUAGAAGAAUGGAAAGAGAAAAAAGGUGUUAACUGUACACCAACACAAGAGGGAGAGAGAGAGAGAGAGAGAGAGAG
Oncorhynchus nerka (sockeye salmon) is the source of this 3071-nucleotide messenger RNA. RefSeq names its product gap junction delta-2 protein. Gene Ontology annotation, cellular component: connexin complex. NCBI's taxonomy places the organism in Eukaryota, Metazoa, Chordata, Actinopteri, Salmoniformes, Salmonidae. The coding region runs from base 318 to 1235 and encodes 305 amino acids. The transcript is spliced from 2 exons. Gene Ontology annotation, molecular function: gap junction channel activity. The record is from RefSeq and is a predicted model, not a curated record. Gene Ontology annotation, biological process: cell-cell signaling.